Aethina tumida (small hive beetle) is the source of this 3665-nucleotide messenger RNA. RefSeq names its product heterogeneous nuclear ribonucleoprotein C. The transcript is spliced from 12 exons. Gene Ontology annotation, cellular component: nucleus. Bases 389 to 1711 code for a protein of 440 amino acids. NCBI's taxonomy places the organism in Eukaryota, Metazoa, Arthropoda, Insecta, Coleoptera, Nitidulidae. Gene Ontology annotation, molecular function: RNA binding. The record is from RefSeq and is a predicted model, not a curated record.
UGACAAUAAAUUAUUGUUUUAUUACGAAUGUAAAUUCUAAACGAAAAUAAAUUAAAAUGUCGACUAGCAAAGUAACGCAUUGCUGUAAAAUAUCUCAUCGAGUUCUGUUUAUAAAAUUUCAAACAUUUUAAAAGAUUUAGUGAAUACACGAGACAUCUGAUACCAGAGUUAUUGACCUAUUAAACUUUAAAUUCGACGUGAAGAAUUCAUUCUGGCAAUGCCGGCAUCUUAGAAAUAUUUCAGCAAAGAAAAUAUGCGAAUAUGUAUAAAUGGCAAAACAGGAAGAAGACUAUGAAAAUUCUGCACAUAUAUUUAUUUAUAUUUAAUAAAGUUAUCUUAGUGCAGUAGAACAGAUUUUUUCUCAACGAGGGUCUUAAACAGCACAUGGAUGGAUAUUCUGGAACUUAACAAGAUCACCGUUGCAGUUCAAAAAGUGAAAGCAAACCAGCAAAAGCAAGCUGCCAAAAUGAAGAUGAGCAAAGUAGGAAACCAAACAAAUUCGCAGGACCCUCAAGCAGUGAACUCGAGAGUUUUUGUUGGAAAUCUAAAUACAUUCCAGUGCUCCAAAACGGACGUUGAAAGGAUGUUCCAGCGAUAUGGGCGGCUUGCAGGUAUAUCAAUGCACAAAGGAUACGCAUUUGUGCAGUUCACAAAUCCAUUCGACGCAAGAAGUGCCUGUUUAGGAGAAGAUGGUAGGACAGUACUUAGCCAAAUAUUAGAUGUAAAUAUGGUGGCAGAACCAAAGCCACAUCAAACAGGACGAAAACGACAAAAUGUUGCCAAAACUGGGAAUGACUGGGAUUAUUACUAUGACAGUUAUUACGCUUCAACGGCAUUCCCAGUUGCCCCAACACGAUUGGUCCCUCCAAUCAAGAGGCAGAGGCUGAUGACAACUGCAAGAAAUGGCAAAAACAAUCAAUCGCAGAAAACAACAUCGAUUCCUCCACUCGAUCAACUAAAAGUAUAUAGUAAUCAGGACAUACUAAUAUGUGGAAACUGCAGGGAGAUGUUUUCCGACCUCCACGACCUUCUCGAUCACAAGAAAACCUACUGCAAAUUGCGAUUUACCUGUAAAUGCGACACGAAUAAAUCCAAAUCACCAACGGAUGACAACACAUCUGCAUCACUUCUGUGUGUUCAAUGCAAAGACUCUUUUCAAAAUGCCUGGGACUUAAUGGUGCACGCCCAAGCAGCACAUAUGUUAAACAUAUAUGAACUAGGAGUACCUGCAAUAGCAAACUGCUCGUCACCACCAUUAUCACCACGAGACAACACACCAGAUAAGGAUAUCCGCACGACGAGGCUUCUACAAAAUUCCGUACCCCCCGGAGCAAAUUGGCUUUAUUCUUACAUAUACAAUAUGUUGCAUAAUGAGGAGAACAAGAACGAAUCGACCCUGGACGGCGAGGAGGAGAACGGAGACGGCGAUCACGAACCGGACUUCAUGGAAAACGGCCGUGACGGGCUGACCGGCACGCCGGACUCGGCCAACUCUCGCAACGACAAAGAACUGGAAGACCUAAUGGACGUGGAGCCCACAGCCAAGACCUGCAUAAUGCAUGCCCUGAGCAUUGUCAGCGCACCGGCCUCGCAGCCAGGAUCUUCGCCGCCACCCCUGGCCGCCGUCGCGCCCCACACAGAUCACGGGGACGCCUGGAAACCUCAGGGGCAUACAAGGCUCUCCCCUAAAUUGCAACAUGAACCAUAUUAGUUACCUUUUCGGUUCACAAACUGCAUAGACUAAAUUCAUAAUUUAAAAGGUACGUUUUAGUUAAUUAGCAGCUAUUGUUUUUUGAUGCUACCUUGUUUAAUCCCGGAUUCGUGAAUUAUAAUUAUUUGUGUUCGUUUCAUGGAUUUUUUUAUUAAUUGCGUUCGUGUCAAAUAAUUUAAACCAUGGUAUUGAUUUUCUGUUGAAAACAAUCAAUCCACAACAUGAAAGAAAUUUGAAUUGGUAUUGUAAUUAUUACCCAUAAAAUGGAUUGUUUGUUUUAUGUCAAUUAAAAUUUACGUCAAACCUACUAGUUAAUCCAAUUUUCUCUUGCCACCACACAGAAUUAUUUAAUAUGAAUAUUUAAUGACAACUUAGUAAAUUAUUUAAAUUAUUUCAGUUUCAGAAUAUUAUCUUCUCAUUCUUAUCACAAAUGCAUGAUGGGUAUAUCUAUAUAAUUUAUGACUUAUUUAUCAUAAUAAUAACCUUUAUUAGCAAAAAUAAGCUAUAAAAAAAUAAUAGCAUGUAUGCGUUUAUUAAAAGGGAAUAUUGGAAAAUAGAAUACAUAUUUUUUGUGAACUGAUAUUGUCUAGUCAACAUUUUAUGUUCCUUCUAUGUUUUUUCUAUAGGAUUAUACAAAGUAGCUGGAUUCCAGUUAAUUUGGUAGGAGGUAUCUAUUUGUACAAUCAAGAAAAUAUCAAUUUAUACAUUUAAAAUUGUUAAAAUUAUUUUUUAAAACAGUUUGUUUGUUUAAUAAAUUAAAGGAGAAAUAUAGAGAAGUAAAAAUUUGCUAUUUAGAUUACCCCUGUACAUAUUUAUGUAAAAAACAAUUUGACAUAUCAUAAAAUUAUAAUUAAGGACUAUAUUUCUUAUACAAUUAAUGUUUUGGGAUUUAAUAGAGGCCUAAAGAUUACUUGUAUAUGUGAAAAACGAAACUAGAAACGUAGUAUUUAUAGUUAGUGAAAUGCUGUGUUGAAUAUAUUUAUAUAAUAUAGGUAUAUUGAGUGUUGGUAAAUUACUAAAUGACACUGACGUGGAUAUUUAUAAAGCUAAAAGAGCGAAAUAGUGUUUUCUUGUAGAUUUCACUUAUUCUCAGACAUCCUCUUUGGAAAUGUGUCAAGACCUAAAUCUGGGAAUCCGUGCAGAUUGUGGCGAUUUAAAACCGACAAAUUGGAAAAACUUUUCUAUUUGCCAUAAAAUUAGUAAAAUGCAAGGAAAUUAUUAACAAUUUAUACUAAGAUGGAUGAAGGAAAUCAUUUAUAAAGUGUCCCACCGAAAACUCUUUUAUUAAUUAUUAGAAUACAUACAUAAUGAACAUACUCGUGAAUUGUGUCUAAUUUUGAUAAUUUAUCUAGUUUUCUCGACAUAGUGACAUUUUCGAUAUUGUGAUAUAUUGAAUUGAAUUUUUGAUUUGGAUUUACUAACACUUUGCAUUUUGCAGUUAGCAAAUUUUUAAGACCAAAUUUACUUUUAAUAAAAAUAUAAAACUCUAAAAAUUUGUUGCCUAAAAUGUAAAAUUAUAUAAAAUGUGUGUACUGAAUAUAUACUCUAUUAAAAUGAUUUGUUAAAAUGAGUUUAAUUUAAAAAUUAAACUUAAACACGUUUUUGUUACAAAUUUUGUUUUGUUUUCAUUUUAAAAAUAUAUUAUAAGAGGGCAGUUACUAAUGAAGCAAUUAUUUUAGAACUGCCUAAUUUACGUGAAAAUGUUCGGUGACAAUGUUUUUUUAAGAGUUGACCUUAAAAUUUUUGAUUCAGUAGUAAUUGCCCUACGUAUAACUUAAGCUGUAUGAAUGACCAAUUGUUCUCAACCAUACACAAUCAUGUAUAAAAGUAUGAAAUUGCCUUGGGAUUUAUAUAAUAGGGCUUUUAUUUCAAGUACGCUGACGACCAUGUUAUCUCUAUGUAUGUAAAGUAUCUCUUAUCAUAUACUAGUUAUUAAUAAUAUAUGUCCUCCAUU